This is a messenger RNA of Salpingoeca rosetta, 2794 nucleotides long. RefSeq names its product T-cell receptor beta chain ANA 11, variant. Gene Ontology annotation, biological process: signal transduction. The coding region runs from base 283 to 2052 and encodes 589 amino acids. Lineage: Eukaryota; Choanoflagellata; Craspedida; Salpingoecidae. Gene Ontology annotation, molecular function: protein phosphatase regulator activity. The record is from RefSeq and is a predicted model, not a curated record. The transcript has 16 exons. Gene Ontology annotation, cellular component: protein phosphatase type 2A complex.
UCGGAACGCACACACCCUCACACCUUCACCCGCUCCCCGCCCGCUUGCUUGCUUGGCUCCCGCGGGAAGACGCAGCCGUAUACGUACGUACGUACACAUAACAACAAUCAGACAAGGAACGAAGCGCGUGACAAGAGGAGGCCAGCAAGCCCCUGCUCGAACACCAACCAGCAGAGCAGCAGCAGACUGAACAGCAUAUCAGCGCAUCACGUGUCUUGCCUCUGAUUCCAACGUAACAAAGCGUCACAGCUUUUUGAGCCGUCUGCCGCCCACCGCCCAACGAUGUCCACCACAGGCAACAUGCGGCCUGAGCGAGGCCUUGCCGUAUUUGCCCAGAAGGCUCAGACUUCCCCGGUGAAACCUGGCGCAAAAAAGGAGCAGACCUCUGCGACCCAGGAGGGUCGCCCAGCUACCGGUCGGCGGCCCCUUCCACGGGGAUUGGUUCGCGAGGUGUUCUGCGUGAGGGCUGGCGACAAGGAACAGGAGAAGGAGCUGGCCAAACACAUGAAGAUGCAUUAUGAACCCUGGGUGAUUCGCCCAGACCCGCUCACAGACGAGCCCCGCCUUUACCUUGAGCCCCUCCCAAAGUUCAAAGAUGUGUCGCUGUUCCAGAAAAAGCCACUGUUGCUGGCGAAGCUCCAACAAUGCACGCUUGUCUUUGACUUUACGAAGCCCAGCACAGCGACGAACCGCAAGCUGAAGACCCGAGCACUGACGGACAUCUGUGCAUCGUUUGACAAGAUCGAGGACAAUGUCAGAGAGGAGGGAGUCAUACCGAGGUUUAUUGAAGUGUUUGAGUCCAACUGUAUUCGCCGACUGCCGCCGCCUUCCACCAACGCCAGCGGCGCUGAUCCAGACCUUGACGAAGACACGCACGCCUUGGAGCCUGCAUGGGCUCACCUCGAGCUGGUCUACACCAUGUUCAUCAAGCUGAUGAAGUCCCCCGUGCUGACAACGACGCAUGCAAGGACGUUCUUGUCGCGGCAGCUACUCCUGCGGUUGCUGGACAUGCUUGACUGUGAGGACCCGCGGGAACGGGCACGCCUUGGCGUUGUGCUGCACGUCAUCUACGCAAAAGCCAUCGACUGCCGAGCGUUCCUGCGCACUUCCAUCUACAACAUAUUCUACAGGUACAUGUACGAAACAGAGCGCUUCAAUGGCAUGAGUACGCUGCUGCUGUUCAUGCAGAAGGUCAUCAACGGGUUCACCCGCCCCGUUCGUGAAGAGCACAUCCACACGUUCCAGCACAUUCUCCUGCCGUUGCUCAAAGUUCGCCGCCUCAACACCGUUUUCCAAGAGUUGACGAUAUGCAUCAUCAGCUUUGUGGACAAGAAACCCGAGCUUGCGGACGUGGCGAUCAAGUAUGUGCUCAAGCACUGGCCGCACACGCCCAGCUUGAAGCAGCUGCUCUUCCUGGAGCUGGCACACGUGCUUGUGCUGAAAAUGAACCACGGCACAUUCAAGAACAACGUGACCGCCAUCAUGAAGCGCCUGGCAACUUGCAUGGAAAGCUACCAUUUUCAGGUGGCUGAGCGCGCCAUGUUCUUCUUUGACGACCCACGCGUGUUGACGUUCGUGUCCGACUGCUCCCGGCGCUGCGCGUCCAUCUUGCUUCCCGUCCUCCUCAAGGUGUUGCAGCAGCACUGGUGCGAGAAGGUCAAGUUUAUCGCCAUCCAAGUGACACGCGUGCUGCAGUCUGUGGAUGCCAUGGCUGUACAGAAGUGUGCACAUGAGAUUGAAGUGAAGCAAGAACAGGCAAGUCGGCGUCUUCUCUCUGAAAGGCAGAUCAGCACCCAUCGAGGGCGUAGCCAACCGCAUGUGCAGUUGUUCGUGCUGCUCCGUCUAAGUCCCUGUGAAAGAGGCACAGCAGCGUCGCCAGGACCGAUGGCAACGACUUCACGUCCUCGCUCAGGAGCGGGCUUCUGCAAGGCGGCUGAACGUUCACCUCACACCCUACACAGCACCGGUCAUGGAGGAUUGCCACGACCGCCAAAUGCUGCACAGCAUCUCGGAUCUUUCCAUCGCAGACGAGCACGAGACCUCACCUCCUGAUGCCCCAUCAGCAUUGGCGACAACGCAACCACCACCCACACUGAUUGUUGCCUCAAGUCCUUCCGUGAACUUCCCCACAACCACAGGCACAAAUUCAAGUACUCCACUUUCUCCCACCACAGCUGCGCUAAGGCCCUUUGUUCUGUCCACCACACCAACACCUUCCUCUCCCACCCACUCUUCCUCCCCGAUCCUUUCCCGUCAGCCUUUUCAGCCUGAAGCUGAUCCUGAAGAAGAAAGGAGUUCUUAAGUACUGUACGCGCUCACUAGGACCUCGAGGUCAUGAAGUCAGGAAGUCAUGAGGUUCUGCUUCUUCUUCUUCUUCUUCUUCUUCAGUUCUUCCGUUCUUCUGUUCCGUUCUUCUGGUCUUCUUUGGGGAAUGUGGGGCCAUCCGUGCCCAGUCGGCAACAGAGAACCUCACAGUUGAACAGUGUAACAGAUUCACAGAGCACUCAUACACUCCACUCUAAGAUUCUGCGACUCUUCUACUCUUCGACUCCUUCUUUUCUUCGACUCGACUCCAGCAGCUGGUGGCGGCGCCCCAGAGCAGCACUGUCCUGAGUUUUGCGUGUUGUGUUUGUGCGCUUGCCUCACUGAUUUCGUUUUUCUUUGUUGUGAUUUGAUGUGGAUUUAGCGGGCACCAACUGUCGAUUUCUGUAAAAGAUAUUCUAAGAAAAUCUUGGGGCGUGGUGCACAACACCAUCCGGUUGGGUCUCAAGCAGAAAAAAAAAAAAAAAACUCC